CCCAAACCCAUUUUAUUAUUAGGGUUUCAUAUCUUCCUAUUUCUUUAGGGUUUAUAGUCUUACUCUCAAACCCUUUCUCUUUCUCAGGGUUACCAUAACCCCCUUCUCCAACUUAAUCAAAUCUCUCUCUAAAUCGGAGAAGAGGAAUUCCGUUCAGAUUGGUUUGAUAAACAAUCUUUACUUCACUCGCAGAUUAGACAGCAAAAAUGGUGCAAUAUAACUUCAAGAAGAUUACUGUGGUGCCGACUGGGAAGGACUUCAUUGACAUUAUCCUUUCUCGUACCCAACGCCAGACGCCCACUGUUGUCCACAAGGGAUAUGCCAUCAAUCGUCUCCGACAGUUUUAUAUGCGUAAAGUGAAGUAUACGCAAACAAAUUUUUAUGAAAAGCUUUCUGCUAUCAUUGAUGAGUUCCCUAGGCUGGAUGACAUCCAUCCUUUUUAUGGUGAUCUUCUUCAUGUCCUCUACAACAAGGACCAUUACAAGCUUGCACUUGGCCAAAUUAAUACUGCAAGGAAUCUUAUCAGUAAGAUUGCUAAAGAUUAUGUGAGAUUGUUGAAGUAUGGUGACUCACUUUACAGAUGCAAGUGUCUGAAAGUUGCUGCUCUUGGCCGAAUGUGUACUGUGAUAAAAAGGAUUGGUCCUAGUUUGGCAUACUUGGAACAAAUUAGACAACACAUGGCAAGGUUACCUUCAAUAGAUCCUAAUACCCGAACAAUCCUCAUUUGUGGGUAUCCUAAUGUUGGAAAGAGUUCAUUUAUUAACAAGAUCACUAAAGCUGAUGUUGAUGUGCAACCUUAUGCUUUUACCACAAAGUCACUAUUUGUUGGUCAUACAGACUAUGAUUACCUCAGGUACCAAGUUAUUGAUACACCAGGGAUUUUGGAUCGUCCAUUUGAAGACCGCAACAUUAUUGAGAUGUGCAGUAUCACAGCUUUGGCACAUUUAAGGGCGGCAGUGCUGUUCUUCUUGGAUGUCUCGGGGUCUUGUGGCUAUACUAUUGCUCAGCAGGCUGCUCUUUUUCACAGUAUCAAGUCUUUGUUUAUGAACAAACCAUUGGUGAUUGUGUGCAAUAAGACUGAUUUACAGCCAUUGGAUGGCAUAUCUGAGGAAGAUAAGAAGUUGGUUAUGGAGAUGAAAGCUGAGGCAUUGAAGACUGUGCUUGGUCAAGGAGGAGAGGCUGCAAAUGAUGAAGGGGUGCUUUUGACCAUGAGUACUUUGACUGAGGAAGGGGUGAUUGCUGUGAAGAAUGCAGCUUGUAAGAGAUUAUUGGAUCAGAGGGUGGAAAUAAAGAUGAAAUCUAAAAAACUAAAUGAUUGCUUGAACAGGUUUCAUGUUGCAUUCCCAAAACCUCGUGACCAGAAGGAAAGGCCAGCUUGUAUACCUCAGGCUGUUCUUGAAGCCAGGGCUAAGCAGGCUUCAGAGACUGAAAAGAGAAAAACUGAAAGGGAUUUGGAAAAUGAAAAUGGUGGUGCAGGUGUGUACUCUGCCAGUUUGAAGAAGCACUACAUCUUGGCUAACGAUGAAUGGAAGGAAGAUAUACUGCCAGAAAUUCUUGAUGGGCACAACGUAUAUGACUACAUUGAUCCUGAUAUUUUACAAAGGCUUGAAGAGUUGGAACAAGAGGAAGGACUUCGACAGACUGAGGAUGCUGAUGAUGAUUUUGAGAUGGAUGGACAGGAAUUGACCCCAGAUGAACAGAAGGCAUUGGCUGCAAUCAGGAAAAAGAAAAGCUUGCUCAUACAACAGCAUAGAAUUAAGAAAAGUACAGCAGAAAGCAGGCCAAUCGUGCCUAGGAAAUUUGACAAGGAAAGAGAGUUCACAUCAGAGAGAAUGGGAAGGCAGCUAUCGAAAUUGGGGAUUGAUCCAUCACUGGCCAUUGAACGAGUUCGAAGCAGGUCUCUCUCUAAGAGAGGUAGGAAGAGGGAGAGGUCAGUUGAUGCCACUGGUGGCGAGGCAAUGGAUAUGGAUGCAGACACACCCAGCAAGAAACUACGUGCAAGGUCUAGAUCUCUAUCACUGUCAAGAUCAAGGUCAAGGUCAAGGGCACCUACUGAAGUCACUCCUGGUGAUGGAUUUAAGGAUUCUACUCAAAAGGGUUCUGCUCUUAAGAUUGCUAAGAAAUCCACAAAGAAGAGGAACAAGAAUGCACGUCGUGGAGAGGCAGAUAGAGUGAUCCCUACUCUGAAGCCAAAGCAUUUGUACUCUGGAAAGCGCUCAUCUGGUAAAACCGAUAGGCGUUGAAGUGUUUUUGAAGGCUGCUUACCGGACCGUGGAUUUUGCUGCAACUUUGGAAGAAAAUUAUCUGAUUUCAUGUUUGACGCCAAAACUACAGUUUGUUGUGAUCAUUGCACCCGAUGUUUCAUAAUAUCCAAUUUUGGGCGUGUAAUGAAUUUUAAGUUUUGCUUUUUUAAUUUAAUUUUUCAUAUAAAAAAUGCUACAGAGCAUGUUACUGGUUAUGUUUUAAUUGUAAUACUCUUAAUUAGUUGAAUUGAGUUGGUAAAAAAUGGUUGUGUUUAACCCAAA
Messenger RNA from Cannabis sativa, 2525 nucleotides. Its product is annotated as nucleolar GTP-binding protein 1. Gene Ontology annotation, biological process: ribosomal large subunit biogenesis. The transcript is spliced from 3 exons. The record is from RefSeq and is a predicted model, not a curated record. Gene Ontology annotation, cellular component: nucleolus. NCBI's taxonomy places the organism in Eukaryota, Viridiplantae, Streptophyta, Magnoliopsida, Rosales, Cannabaceae. Gene Ontology annotation, molecular function: RNA binding; GTPase activity; GTP binding. Bases 207 to 2243 code for a protein of 678 amino acids.